Molecule: messenger RNA, 2046 nt
Organism: Aureobasidium pullulans EXF-150
Lineage: Eukaryota; Fungi; Ascomycota; Dothideomycetes; Dothideales; Saccotheciaceae
Exons: 2
Coding region: 1-1707 (568 amino acids)
Source: RefSeq, a predicted model, not a curated record
AUGGCAGAUGUCUAUCAAUGGCGCCGAAGGAUUCAGCCUGGCUAUCCACAUGCACUUAUGCCUGUAGGAGAGCAAGAUGAGACAGAGCCAGUAAUCACUCGCGGCUUUGGCUCAUCUCGAAAGAAGGCGCGACCCAAAAUCAGCUCCUACUUCUCCCACCGCACUUCCUCGGCCAACCAUGGCAGAUCUUCGACAUGGUCUGCCGACCAGCGCACCUCCUUCAAAGAAACAAUCUCCUCUCCUCAUGAGACCUGGCCAGAAGGAUGUGAGCCAGACCCGGACCAGAUGAUGGACUCGAUGAUGCGCACCUUGAUGGCAGAACCUUACCGCCCCUUGGACGUCAAGCACAACUCACCACUUCUCAUGAUAUUCGAAGGAUUCCGCAAUCUUCGCGACGAGAACGCCUCUCUGAUGCGCAAGCUGAAAUACGAAGUCGAAACUCGAUUCGCAUCUCAUCAUGAGACAGAGCGAGAACGACAGAAAUGGCAACAAGAAAGAGAGGAAUACAAAGCCGAGGUCAAGAGGCUCGAACUCAUCAUCGCAAAAGACAAGGAAGGUGUGGCCGGAGUCUUUCGUGCAAGACAAGGCAGUAUACUGCGAAACGAGCAUAGACGACGUACUGCAUCUGGCGCCAACACGAGCAAAAAUGACCCUAGGGAAACAGUUUUUGAAUUCCUCGAACGAACGAGAGUUGAAGAUGAUGCCAGGGCUGAAGCUGCCAGAAAGGCUCAACGAGUACCCCUCCGAAAUCGUCCUGUAUCUCCAUCGCAGAAGAUGGCGGUACUAUCGCACAAGUUCUCUACCACCAGUCACUACAGCGACCUUCCAUUCGACUCGCCUCCCAGUCCGCAGGACUUCACCAGCCUCUCUCAGGCCUCAAUGUUCGAACUGCUGGCCGGCAGACCUUCUUUUUCCGACACCGACUCAUCCGGGAACGAUUCCGCUCAGCAGCACGCAGGCAUGGCUGGCGAUGAAGAUACAACAGCUACUUCAAACAUCGACGAAUCUUUGCUCAGGCAAACCAUUGAGGUUGCAUGUGAGGAUCAACCCAUUCACUACCCUGAUUUCCGCACACCGUCGUUCGAGGCAGGCAACAACGAACGGAUCACGUCUCGGACCUCAAAGACUCGUCCUGAGUCUCUUUAUCUGGAUCAUGCACGAAGGUUCUCCUUUGAGUAUGACAACGACCUGCGCUCUUCGCAAGAGAGAGCACAACAACCUGCAAGAUCAAUUCUCCAUAGAAGUGUCUCCGUAGACAACUUUGCUCCGCCGCUCUCCUCAUCCCCGCUCAAGGCAUCAGGCAUCCGCGCUGCAGACAGCGCUGUGUCGUCGCCAGUCACAACACCCCUGAUAGAGUCGCCUGGCCUGUCAAAGAUACCAAGUCCCGUAUUCGACGCAUCGCUCGCAAGGCCAAGGAGAGAGGAUUCAUCGUCAAGCUUCCUCACUGCCAUUAGAGCCUCGGAUGGUGACACAAACCAUAGCAGAGGAACAUCAAGAUCCAGCAAUCUCUUGGAAAGCCCUCGCCUAUCGUCAAGAGACAGCGUGAGAAGCAUCGGUGAUUUGGUCAAUGGCCAACGCCAUUCUGGACGCUACGGUAGCAUGCACGAUGUCAACAACAUUGCAGUCGUUGCCGCUCGUGCUGCUGCUCCUUCGAACUCGCCAAAACCAUCAGCAGAAUUACAUGGAUCGUAUCGCGCCAACGCAUGAGGCAAGAGCGCACAACCCUGGCAUCACCAAUUCUAGAUCACCAACCGCUAUAAUUGAGCAUGACGAAAGGCUGCCAUUGAUAACCCCAUGGGUCAUGGGUCAUGUGGAAGAUAGGAAUGGCGGGGGAUAUGCAGUGGAAGAAUUACUAGGUGUGGCUGUGCAUGCUUCCGUCAAUCAUCAGCGUGGCUUUCUCUCCGUCGUCUACAGUGAUAGCCAAUAGAACAUGCAAUACACACUUCUCUCGCCCUGCCCAGGUACCAGUAACUGUACCGUAGCGUGUGUACAUAUGAUAGUGUCCAUUGAUCUUACUGGGUGUCUCAAGAUGCUGUCCGUCAAGGG